Messenger RNA from Callorhinchus milii (elephant shark), 4612 nucleotides. It is a transcript of the gene man2b2, whose product is annotated as mannosidase, alpha, class 2B, member 2. The record is from RefSeq and is a predicted model, not a curated record. Gene Ontology annotation, biological process: mannose metabolic process. Gene Ontology annotation, molecular function: carbohydrate binding; alpha-mannosidase activity. The coding region runs from base 28 to 3126 and encodes 1032 amino acids. The transcript has 19 exons. Lineage: Eukaryota; Metazoa; Chordata; Chondrichthyes; Chimaeriformes; Callorhinchidae. Gene Ontology annotation, cellular component: lysosome.
GCUACAGGGCCCAUUGUGACGGUAGCGAUGUUUGGAACGUUGCUGCUCCUCGGCGUUCUGAGCGUGACGCGGCCUCUCACCAGCUGUGGGGGAGGAGGGGACACACGGGCUCUGGUGGUGCCUCACAGCCACAUGGACGUCGGUUGGGUAUACACUGUGCAGGAGAGCAUGCAUGCAUAUGCAGCCAAUGUUUACACAACUGUUGUGGAAGAACUGAUAAAAGGGAAACAACGCAAGUUUAUUGCAGUCGAGCAAGAGUUCUUUCGGCUGUGGUGGAAUGAUGUGGCCACCAGCACACAGAAAAAACAGGUGUACCAGCUGCUGGCAGAGGGACGCUUGGAGUUUGUCCUUGGAGGUCAAGUGAUGCACGACGAAGCAGUAACGGAACUCAGUUCCCAGAUUUUGCAGCUCACAGAGGGACAUGGCUUUCUGUAUGAAACAUUUGGAGUGAGACCUCAGUUUUCUUGGCACGUUGAUCCUUUUGGAGCUUCAGCAACAACCCCCACAGUGUUUUCUCUGGCAGGCUUCAAUGCUCACCUUAUUUCCCGCAUCGACUACGAUCAGAAGAAUAUGAUGCAGAAAGGCAAGAAGCUGCAGUUUGUGUGGCGAGGAUCUUCCUCCUUGGCACAGGGUCAAGAAAUCUUCACUCACACCAUGGACCAAUACAGUUACUGUGUUCCCUCUUACCUUCCCUUCUCGAACAGAUCUGGCUUUUUUUGGAAUGGCGUUGCUGUUUUUCCUGAUCCACCAAAAGAUGGGAUUUACCCAAACAUGAGUCUCCCCGUCACCAAUGAGACCAUUCAUCUUUACGCAGAGACCAUGGUAUCGAACAUCAAAGAAAGAGCAGCAUGGUUCAGAUCUAAUCCUGUCCUGUGGCCAUGGGGCUGUGACAAGCAGUUCUUCAAUGCCUCUGUGCAGUUUGAAAAUAUGGAUCCGUUGAUGGAAUACAUCAAUCAGCACUCCGAUGAAUUUGGAGUUACUGUGCAUUAUGCUACACUGAGUGAAUAUUUUCAGGCUCUUCACAAGACAAACCUGACUUGGGAUGUCCGAAACAACCAGGACUUCCUCCCAUACUCCUCAGAACCAUUUGAAGCCUGGACUGGAUUUUAUGCUUCUCGGAAUAUACUUAAAGGAGUGGCUCGGAGAGCAAAUGCCUUCCUUUAUGCCUGUGAUUCCCUUUUUACACAGUAUCUGCUGAAAUAUCCGUCAGGGUCUGUAGAUAAACUUUGGGCACUGCAGCAAAUUCAGAACCUGCGAUGGGCUGUAUCAGAGGUACAACAUCAUGAUGGAAUAACAGGGACCGAGUCACCCAAAGUGAGAGACAUGUAUAUGGAUCAUCUUUUACGAGGAAGCUGGGCUGUAAAGAAAGUGAUGGCUGCCAUAUUUGAAGAAACUCUGGCUGCUGCAGUGAAGAAGUCUACUCCUCGUCCCGAUAGGCAAGUCACUAGCCUAAAAGAGGGAGACCUUUUGCAGAUCACAGUGUACAACCCUCUAGGAUGGAACAUCACGACUUUUGUUAAUCUGUCCAUUGCAUACUCAGUCGUCAGUGUGUAUGACGACGCUGGAAAUACUGUACCAUCGCAGAUCCAGAAAUCCUCAGAGUCUAACAAUACCUUUGAUCUGUACAUCCUGGUGACCCUAAAUGCACUUGACUACCGUAGGUAUCUGGUAAAGCCUGAAAAAUCCAGCUCUAUCAAGCAAUCAGAUAUUCACUACUCUAAAAAACAGAAGGCCUACAGAGGAAAAGUGGUUGCAUUUGACAGAAAGAUGAUGAACACGUCCAAAAAGACAGGACAUAGACUACUUCCAGUGAUGAAUGAGUGCUAUUUACUGAAGCUAGACCAGGACACAAACUUACUGUACAGCAUCACUGACAGAACUUCGCAGAAGAUUGUUAAAAUAACACAGAAGUUCUUAGAGUAUCGAGCGAAUGGAAAUAUCAAACAAGGUCCAAUCUCGGAUAAUUAUAUAUUUACACCCAAUGGCUCAGCGGUGCCUGUAUCCAAGUCCGUCAGCAUGGAAAUUGUUUUCGGAAAACUGGUAACCGAAAUCAGACAGUACUUUUACAGCAAUAUUUCAGCUGCUGCAAACGAGUACCAACAUGUGAUAUUCACAAGGAUCUACAAAGUGCCUGCCGGCUACGAGGGAGCACUGCUCUGCAACAGAAUUGAGCAGGAAUACAGAGUUGGGCCACUGGAGAUGAACAGGGAGGCAAUCAUACGGACAAAUACGGAUUUGAAAACUGAUCGCACCAUUUAUACUGACAAUAACGGUUAUCAAAUCAUGAAGAGACAGUAUAGAACCUACUCACAAAACACUCUGGCUCGGAACUACUACCCUCUUGUGAGGACCACUUACAUCGAGGACAAUGGCACAAGGCUGGUUAUGUUGUCUGAACGAGCUCAUGGCAUUUCCAGCCAGGCUGAUGGGCAGGUGGAGGUGAUGCUUCACCGAAGGUUGUGGAACAAUAAAGAUUGGAACCUGGGCUACAACCUGACUCUGAACGACACCUCUGUGGUGCGACCGCUUUUCUGGCUGAUGUUGGGGUCAAAAUCCGUCACUUCAUCUCUUUAUCAAAGUGGGAUGGCCCUCGAGUUCAGACCUGUUGUUCUGUAUGGUUCCGUCUCAGGAAAAGAUGUAGUCAUUCCAUUACAUAAUCCAGGUGGAGGGACUAUAGAAAAUUCCAUGUUUCUCCCAUCUAACAUUCACCUCCUGACCUUAUGCGUGCCUGGAUGGAGAUACAGCUCAAACCACACUGACCACAUACAGAGCAUUGCUCAAGGUAAAUAUAAAUCGUCUAACCCAAACUUCAGUCGGGUAUUACUGAGACUGAUGCAUUUGUAUGAAGUGGGAGAAGAUGCGAUUCUGUCUGAACCUGUGACCAUAAACCUGAAGAACUUACUCAAAGUGUUGGGGACAGUGGUGUCUGUUGAGGAACGCUCGCUCACAGGAACCUGGGACGUUAACACACUGGCACGUUGGAAAUGGAAAACAGCAGAGCAACGAGACACAGAAUGUAAAAAAGACACAAGACGGCUAACUGAGGGCUUCACUGUGACCCUUCAACCCAAGGAGAUAAGAACAUUCUUUGUGUAUUUUGGACAAGAGGGAAAUGAUCCACAAUAACUUGAAAUGUGAAACCUGAGAAUGUUUAAUUCAGAACUGUGUGGUUAUUUCAGCCAUACCAUCACUGAGGCGGUAUGACAUGCUCUCUCCAAUCCUCCCCCCCUCCAUAACAAGUCUGUAUCAUGUGUUCAGCAUAUAGAUUGCUGUUUAACUCUUGUGCAAGAUGUCGUCGGGCUUGCAUUUCACCAUUGGGUAUUGGAAGAAAGGUCUUAAGUUCUUCGCUGUGUACUUCCUGCACUUGUCUCACAAACCUUCCAAACCUAGCCUUAUAAAGCACCUUUCCACUGACCAGAGUUAGCACUUAAUUGCCACCACGCUUUCUAAGGUCUAGUUAAAAUACAUAUCAAUCAGACUUCAACAUCCUGACUACAUUUAUUCAAUAUCAAUUAAUGUGUCCAUGGCUUUGUAUGCUCUGUGAGCAGUUACACCUCAGAAUAUCAGUGCCUUGAGUUUCCAAUUUAGACACCUUCUUAUUGAGUUAUAAAGACUCAUUGUUCAUCAUCUGUUUAGCUUCCCAUCUGCUCCUGGUGGGGUUUAGACAGGGUCUCCUACCCUCCUCAUCUCGUCGCUUUAUCUAUUUUUCUAAUUCCCUUCUUAAACUAUCACUCAUUCUGCAGUUCAGCUAGGAAUUUUGUAAUUUAUGUUUCCCAACCUGGUCUGCCCAUUUUAAUCUCCAUUCCUCAAAUUCCUGUUUCUUUUUCUCCAUCACCUCUUGUAGGGAAUGUACUGCUGCCUGGGCUCUACUGAGUCCUUCCCUCAAGAUUGUAUUACCUUUUUCUAUGGCUCUUACAUCCUUGGCUGUUUUGAACUGUUGUUCUAACCCCUCAUUUUUAAUUAUCAACUGCUCUCUUUUUCUCCUGUUUCCCAUUGACUGCCUGGAACUCCACCUUUCAUAGUCACACCAAACACCACUGCACUAUUAUCAAAUGACACGCACAAGUAUUUUAAAAGGCACAUUAAGAGGACUUUUGUCUGACAUUCUGUAUUGCAGUUAUAGACAUAGUUAUCAACUCAUUUGGGCUCUCAAGGUGUGAAGUCCCAUUUGGACUAACCUGUUCUCUGCGCUGUUUUGUGGACAAGCUUUUACAUAAUCUAUUACAAGCUUUUCCCACUGUCCAUUUACCUGCAAUCUGAGUGGGACUUAUUUGGUCAUUCAAUCCACGACUGUUUGUGGCACCGCAAUGCCUUAAAUUAUGUUGGAGUCCGUAAUACAUAAAAUAAAGGUACUUACUGUUUGAGCAACUUGAGCAAACUAACCAACUUUGUUAGAUAUCCCUCCAAGGUAUAACUGCUACCUGCCUGCUCAAACACCUUGUAUUUAUACCUUUGUUUCCAUGCUCUGACACUUACAAAAUAACACAAGCCAAAGCCCUAAAGCAUAGGGGUGUCCUAGCUGGACAAGCAGCGCGAAAGUUUGCAAGACAAUAAUAUCAACGGCAAACUAUACGGAUUUAGACUCCAGCAGUAACCCCAACGCACAUUCUGG